Etheostoma spectabile (orangethroat darter) is the source of this 9192-nucleotide messenger RNA. It is a transcript of the gene ajap1, whose product is annotated as adherens junctions associated protein 1. NCBI's taxonomy places the organism in Eukaryota, Metazoa, Chordata, Actinopteri, Perciformes, Percidae. Gene Ontology annotation, cellular component: adherens junction; cell-cell contact zone; cytoplasmic side of plasma membrane. Gene Ontology annotation, molecular function: beta-catenin binding. The transcript has 6 exons. The coding region runs from base 848 to 2044 and encodes 398 amino acids. The record is from RefSeq and is a predicted model, not a curated record.
CAGGCAGAUCAGUCGUCAGUCUGAGAGAAGAGAAGCAGCAGCAGGAGACGGAGCAGCCUCCUCUCGCCUCAAAUGACAAACUCUCAUCCCCCCUCUCUCCAACUCCUCUGAAACAACUCGCAACCUCCCGGUCUCCUUCGUCGUAACCUCCUCUUCCUUUUUCAGUUGCACCUAUUUUUUUUUUUCUUCUUUCUUUCUACUUUGUCUAACCCCUCCGCAGCGCUCAACACCCCCAGAGAUGUGACUAGAUUAUGAGGACCCCCUGCCAGCGGUGACUUGUCUCCUCCGUGCUUCAGAGAACCGAACAUCCUCAUCUUCCACCCCAAAUUGUUUUUUUGGACGUUCAUCUGCCUUUCAACAAUGUAGGAGAAGGUGCACUGUCAUUUCAGCGACGAGGAUGCCAAGACAACUACAUGCCUUGCUAUUGCUAUCCGCACCUUAAAUCUUUGUCUUUACAGCCGGUGGGGAUGUGAAAGAUUUUUCGUGAAGGCAAAGUUUGAGGGUACCUCUGUCGGUUUCCCGCUCACCUGUCCUCCUGCUCGCGUGACCCCCCCCUCUCCGUUUAACUGAUAUAACGAGGAAGAUUAUCGCCCAAAGAACAAUUGACAAGCAACUUCAAAGAGACCUGACUAUUGUUCUGGUAAUUUGAGUGGGAUUUGGCAGUGUUGUUAGAGGAAUUUGAUGUACGCAACGCUGAAGGAUAUGGCUUAAAUAAUGGUUGCGUUACUGACAGCGGGAGUAAGGUCCGUCACUUGAGUGUUUUUAUCAGCUAUUGUCGACUUUGGAGGAAACCCAUCUAAAUGGGAGGAUACCUGGAGGACUGAGUCGGAUUCGGCAGUCGAUAAAAAUGUGGAUAAAACGGAGUGUUGCGCGCAGUCCGUCUGUGUUGAGGCGAGGCAGCUCUGUGGGGCACCGGGUGUGGCUCUUGCUGGCCAUGACCCACCUCACCCUGGACUUCUCUGCGUGCAGCCCCCUCAGUCAGGGUGUGGGGGUCAAACUCACACCUAAAUCGGUGGCUCGCUCUCGACCUCGCUGGCAGCCGCUCUGGGACAUGCCCAACAAGCUUCACUGGAAAACAGUGAGCCCAUUGGCCAGCCGCCUCCUCAACGCAAUCCCUCCACCACAAGACAACAGGGCAGGGACAUGGCCAAAAGUCAAGGGUCAAAAGCAUCGGAAGCCAGCACAUAAAGGACAAGCAGCGUGUAAGGAGUGCCAGUUGAGAUACUCUCAAAUGGAGACAGGUGAUCCUUUGGCUGUAAUAGCAGAAGCUCCAGUAGCUUUAUCCAGAGGGAGCAAAGGAGACACAGUGAGGUUGUUACUUAGAGCCAGAAGGCAGCUCAAAUGGGACAGCUAUGACAAGUCUCAGGAGGGCCGGACUACCACAGUGGCCGGAUUUAUCGACUGGGGACCCACAGGGACAGAUAGCAUAGACGACGACGGCAAACCGGAGCCCAACAUAACGCUGUCCACCAAGGUCUCAACUACCACAGUGGCCACAACUACUAGCACUACUACCGGGCUCUCCCAAAGGACGUUCACUGUGGUGACCACACCAGAGCCCAAGAGGCUAAGCACCACCAAGGCCACUGGCGGUUUCGGGGAGACUGUCAAACCACCAAAGCCAUAUGGGGAAACACCAGGUUUGGCAGUCCACCAGAUAAUCACAAUCACUGUGUCUCUCAUUAUGGUCAUCGCAGCCUUGAUUACAACACUCGUCCUUAAAAACUGCUGUGCGCAGUCGGGAAAUGGCCGCCACAAUAGCCAUCAGCGCAAGAUCCACCAGCAGGAAGAAAGCUGCCAAAACCUGACAGACUUCACCCCAGCCCGGGUGCCCAGCAAGGUGGACAUAUUCACUGCCUACAAUGACAGCCUGCAGUGCUCACAUGAGUGCGUUAGGACUGCCGUGCCCAUCUACACUGAUGAGAUGAUCCAGCAGACGCCUGUCUACAAGACUGCUUACAACGGAAACAGGCCCUCCCCCACGGAACGACAACUGAUUCCUGUGGCCUUUGUGUCAGAAAAAUGGUUCGAGAUCUCUUGUUGACAAGCUGAAGACCUUGUUCACUUCCUGUGGGUGAAAGAGACUUCCUGAAUUAAAGCUCUGGAUCCAGUUGGAAACAAGAAACACACAAAACAGCUUUUUUUGUAAAAUAGUGUGAUCACUCUUUGGACACUGGUGAAGAUAUUUAUUUUUCUAGAGAUCUCAAGCAGAGCAGCCACAACGCUGCCACUCCAUAUUUCCAGAAACGUACAGUCAUUUAGAUAUAGAUUAUAUAUAGGUAUAUUUACAGGAUGUGUGGGACAAGACUGUGGACGUCACAGAUGUCUCAAGGAAAACAUUUGACAUUUGGAAAGAAAUGAACCCAAGAAGCUGCUGUGGGUGAAGGAUGAACUGUAUUUCUGAACAAUGUGCCAAUAAUGCCACUAUGUGCCACAACCUGGAUUAAAGGAAGUUUCAACAACUGAUGGACUAAACAAAGAGCGCUAUAUUAACCCUGUAUCGACUUCAACUACAUUGUUUCUUUUUGUUUUUUUAAAGAAAUGUGAAAGAUAAAAAAUGCUACAAAUGUAUUUGAAUAUGUUUUGAAAUAGUUUUAAGAAAUGUGUCGCAAAAGAUAUUUAUAGGAAGCACUAUUGUAUUAGUUUUGGAAGAGAGAAGAUGGGAAAAAAAGAAACGGUAUAUGCUUUAGUGAACAGUUGAUUUUAAAACAUUGUUUCUAUAGGUCCCAUUUUAAACAGAAUAAUUAUAUGUCUAUUUUUUUACACAGUAUAGUCUGCCACAGCCCGAACAGUGGAGGUCCGAAGCUCUAGAGAUUCAGCACUGUUAAUUAAAUACUCCCACCCGAGACGAGAUUAAAACAAAGAAAACUGUCUGAAUACACCUGGUGCAAGCCAAUCCACCGCCUGCACCAAUUGCUUAUUGUGUAAAACUUUCAUGGAAAAACAAUGAAAAGGUUUCUGUGGUGCAGUAUCACUGCUGCAGCGAAUCCCAUAGCAGCAAAUUCAUGACUAGAUUGGAUAUGGAUAGCCACAACAGACUGCAUGGAGCUGGACAGGACAUUCAUACUGCCUCAGGUCUGUCUAGCUCGCUUGCACACUUGUGUCAUGUCGGUCUCAGUUUCAGCAGCUGUUUGGGAUAAAUUCUAAUGACUGGUUAUGAUUUUGAUCUGAGCCGCAGCGCUAAAAGGUUGGAAUAGAUUCAGUUUGAGCUUCAAAUUCAAAAUAAUUCAUGUGAUCAUUUGCAAAAGUACAAAAGAGAUUGAAAAGUUAACCCCUCCAGAGAUAUUAAAUUAUAAUCUACACACAACUCCCAAGAUUCACUUUAAAUAAAAUUAUUUCUGAAACCUAAAAAGUCUGACUUACAGUCAGUAGGGAUGCACCGAUACCGAUGCCAGUAUAGGGAUAUCGGUCCAAUGCCGGGUCCGAUGUACUCGUACUUGUAGUAAUAAUAAAAUAAAAUUACUUUGAUACUACAACACCAGAUAUCACCUCAUAGCAAUGUGACAAUAACUUCUCAGUCAAGCGGGCAUAGACAACGAAAGAGGAGCAAUGCAAGCCGGUUGAAGAUUUUUGACUGUAAAAAAAAUAACUAAGCUCUUGCCCAAUGCAUGAGUGCACGUGACAACCAGCCAUUGACAUUCGUUAAUAAUACUGGGUUUCGAUGUUUUCUCAAUGUACUGGAGCCGAGUGAUUCCCAGCCAUCACCACAUCACAGAAAUCGUGUUUCCAAAGCUGCUCUGUGAAAAAGCAUAUCAGCAGCCUGUUGCCCGUAAACUUGAUUUGACUGAUAUUUGGAGUAGCGGUGUUAGCCCAGUGUCUCUCAUCAGCUUUGCGGGCAUAAACAUGAAGAAAGCAAUGUUUCAAUCUGCUGCGUGUGCAUGCGGUUUCUACACAGCGCUGUUUUAACAAUCACAGUGCUACUCUUUAAAUUGCGAUUAAUUUUUCCAAAAUAGGCUGAAACGAAAGCUCUCGGUGUAUAGUCUAACGGUUUUAAUUGUUGUAGUUUGCCACAAGUCUUUAAAUUUGGACAAAAUCUUGUGAACUUAGCUGCUGCCGUAAACAAACCAUCCUCUCUGUUGGAUCAGUAUAUCUACACAGGUAAUUAAUAUGUGAAUGACGUAAUCUGACUUGGCAUUCGUCAUUAUUUCUAAACUUUCCUCAGCAUUUCGAUAUUAGGAAUUAUAUGAUUUAUUUUAUUGACACGAGCCCGGGGAAACAUCCACGCUCAGCACUGAGCUUUGAAUAGAAAAGAGGCAUGGUACUUUGAAAAUACUGCUUUGUUCUAAUUGACAACAAUAUCAGAGAAGGCCAAAAUGAUCUGUGUGUCUGAAAACACCCUCGGACCCCAGAGGGAUUAUUAAAUACUCAAAUUGGUACUCGUUAUUGGCAAGUACCCAAAUGUAAGUACUUGUUCUUAAAAAAGUGGUAUCGGUGGAUCCCUAGUCAGAAAGUCAAGAAAAACGUAAAGCAAUUUGUUGAAGCUGGAAUGUAAAAAUUACCCACACUUUUUCAACUAAGAAUGAAGAAGAAGCAGUAACGAAGCAACGAAUUGUUCCUCAGAAUCAAAACAAUCUGCGCCAUGUUUUUAAAAUGGGAGGAAUUCCCUUGCCAAAUGUGUGGUAGGGGUAAUUUAGCUCCCUCCAGAGCCAGAUCCACUCAAUACUUGCAGAGCAGAAUUCAAGCUGUCACAGCCAGGAAGUUGGGGGUUGUGCACAAAUAGAUUGUUUUAAUUCGUGCCGAGGGAAAAAAUACGAAACAGACUCAUGAGAAAGAAGAGUUGAAUUUUGUUCUUUCAAAGACCCCAAAAACACUCCCGUCAGUGUAUUGUUGAAAGAAGGCGAUUAUGACAAGCCAAUCAGCCUCUUCCAAAUUGCUUUAAAUUAUCUUCUAUGUCUAAGUGAGGAAACUCACCUACCAUAGACAGAUUACCUUUGUGCUCCGAAGCCGCCUAUGAAUCUACCUUUUAAUGUGCUGUGGGUUUGUACAAAGCACAAAUACAACUCUGUAAUUGUAAAAGUUUUUGGAUUGCAGACAGCAAUAUGUACAGAUUUGAAAGGUGGGUUUUAUUGCGUGCCGACAGUGGAUCUCCUGUCAUUCGCUUAGGUUGUUUUCAGACUUGUACUCACUUCCUUAAAGGAUUCAAGGAAACAGGUUGUCCCAGUGAGAUCAGUAUCUAUAAAAGUGAGCCAUUCAGGAGGUGCCAAGACAGCCUGGGUUUAACACUGUGGUGCAAAACUCCAGCUUUUGCCCAUUCACAACAUGAAAACCACUCUCAUGAAUGACUCAUACCAAUUCAGCCUCACGUGUGUGUCAGGCUGCGGAGUUGCUUCUUUGACAUAACAUAUAUUUUUUUGAAUGAAGAGUGCUAUCUUAAUAGUCAGAGGGUUACGAAUACUUACUGUAUAUUAUACACGUGUAAAUGUAUUUUCUAUAUAUUUGCUUCUAUUUGUGUACAGGUGUGUUCUAUUUUUCAGGACCUCUCCCAUUUUUGGGAAGGUUUCAGCUAGGUCGGGGAUAGUGUCUUUGUUUACAUGUGUAACUAUGGUAUUUCUUUGAAAACACAAAACUAACCUUGUGCCAAGCUUCCUACCUGCACUUUCAAGCAGUACUUGUAUUAUAACUUUAGCUAACCAGUAUAAUACUUCAGUAGACGCUGCAAUAGUUAGAGACCGAGGAGAGAUUUCCAGGUGGAAGGUCUGAAAGUACUGAGAGGUUCGAAGAGAUGAUGCGAUCAUAUGUUGGGUUCUGCUGUGUUCAUGGUUGGCUGGGAAACCAAGGAAUUUCUGUUCUCAAACAUCAUUUCUACAUGAAUUAUAAUAUUGAGUGUUUCCAUCACAUGAAUACAAAAAAAACUGUAACUCCAACAGUAGCUGCCAAGAAACCAACUAAACUUGAUUUAGAUUAAGUUGUAUUAAUUUGUCAUAUUUUGUAUUUGUAUAUACAUAUUGUAAAAACUGCCCCAGAAAAUACAUGAUUUUCCACAUACUUAUUGUGGUGACUGCAUAAACUAAUUAAUAUUAGCAUUUAUGAGUAUAUGAAACAAUCAGGGAGUCGUCUAAAGAAAGAAUUGAGAAAGGAAGAUGGUUUUUGCUGCAACUGCUAAAUUUACCUGGUUAAAAGAAUAUCAGAGUUAGGCACAAUGAUGUGGGAAGCCUUUCACUUUUUUCAUUUAUAAAAGUUUUUAAAGGAUGAUUCAAGUUUACUUUAACUUGGGUCUUAUUUCUAGUCAUGAUACCAGUUGGUCAGUCAGUCUGCCACUUAAUAUAGGACCUAUCUGGAUAUAUAGAGAUAUCCAAAGUUCCCACAUGAUAAAUACAAACGACUUUGGCGAUCUCUUGACUACAGUAGCAACGCUGUAACUCACAAAUGAUUUAUGAGUUAAACAUUAUACCUGCUAAACAUCAGCAUGUUAGCAUUGUCAUUUUGAGCAUCCUGACGUUAGCAUUUAGCUAACCACUGCGCUCACAGCAGCACAGGUUUUGACGCUUAGCCAAUGCCACAACCAGACUAUCAUUUAGGAUGACAUUGUACACGCGAGGUACAUUGCAUGGAUCUGGCAACACAGUGACAUCGCUAAAAUUAUGUCCAAAGGGGUAAAACUGUAUGCGCACACAACUAUAGCACAACUAUGGCAAGUACGGCUAGUCAAAGUCAAUCCUUGAAGUCUGUAAACUGAGGUGCGGUGGAUAGUUUAGUCCUUUUACAGUUUGCCUUUAUUUUAUCGUGCAAAUAAGUUUGGCUAACCUGGAAGUUUGUUUACAACCUGACCUGAUUGUGCCAUGUUGGACUGUUUUUUAUGUUGCUUUGUUUGAAACUCUUACCAUUCAACUUGGUUGAGUACAAUGUCAUUAUUACUGACGGCAAUGGUGUCUAAAGAGAGGUAAGAACAUAUGACCCAAGGUGUACUAAACCUGAAUUAUCCUUUCAUCUUAAAUAUUGAAUAAUGUGAGAGAUCUGGGCUUAAUUCUCAUGAAGUAGUUCCCUAUUACAACCCGAAGCUUUUACAAAUUUGGGCUGUUGACUAUUUGUGACCAUGCUGCUUCUUGGAGUUGCUGCAAACUGUUUCAUCAAAGAAGGUAGUUGUGGUUGCCAAGUUUCUGUACUACUAACACUGUACCUGAUAAUUGUAAAAUGUCACUUUGACUAGACUGAAAAAGGUUGAAACUCAAAUGAUUGUGUGAGACAGAUUUCUCAUUCUUUGAAACCUACAAAAUUAGAUUAUUGAAGCAAGGUAAAACUUUUUGUGUUUCACACUGUGUGGAAAAUGGUUUCUAGGGCUUUACUUCAAUGUUUGCAUUGGUUGCAUCCCUCAUUAAACCCACAGGGUGCUGCCAGCUAAAGAUUCACGUUGCAUUCCUGAAGGACUUUUAGGGAAUAUAUAACUUGCAGCUGUGAUAUAUAUUUGAAACAGGAUAAAUGGAGAGAUCAGCAUACAUAAUUAUUCCUCCUUUUACCUCUGUCUGAAAUCAAACUGAUAUGUAAGAAAAUGCCUUACUGCGUUCUUGCCUUUUCAGUUUAUAUUUCAAGAUAGCUGAUGAGUGCGGUGUAUUAUAGCUAAGAGGGAGGAAAAUAAUUCCACUCCGCUGGUCAGACUUAAUUCAGGAAACAGUAUCUGAGUGCAGGCAAAGACAGGGGGGAAUCGGGGGCUUGUAGAAAAGUCUUAAAUAGACACCAAAGACUUGACAUGCCUUUUUCACAGAGAAUGCAUAUUUUGCGGCUCCCGUUCUGUCUCUUCAGCAGCCCACAAAACCUAUGCUCCCCACAGCACAAACAAGCUAUCAAUCAACAAGGGUUUUCCUGUCAAAAUGAAGGAUGUGCCGCUCACUCAUUUGCAAGGACUGUGAUUCCUGUUUGCAUGUAAGACAUACAGAGUGGAAGCUAUUGGCACAUGUGUUUGCAUUAUACGUUGGCUGCACAUGUCCAAGGCCGAGGUUUGUUUCAUCCAUAUCGUCUGAAGCAUUCACGAGAAGAGAGGAAUCAAUGUAUCCACUCUGUUCUAUCUUGGCCUUUGAGUGUCUGAUUUUGAAUACAGAAACAUGUUUCACAGCCAGCAUUGAUGGUUACGGGAUUUUCAUUUGAAAUAGUCUAAAAGUCGAUAGCAGGUUGCUCAAGAAGCAAGGUGAGACUCAGCAGGAAGAAGGAAUUAUUUAACCUGGCAACAAAAAAGUUAAACUCAGAGUAAAGGACAAAGUUUAUCUUUAUAGACUGAUAUGUAUGUGAACGGAAUCCAUUUUUUAGCCGUCAGAAAACUGUAGCUCUCAUACCGCUUCUUGUCAUGGUUUCAGAAAAUCACGUAAUGUGCGCUUACUGUAUCUAAAGCGGAGGGCUCCGACUCUCCUCUCGGGUCAUGUUUUUACUUUUCUAUUCACAAGAGCUAAGUCACUGUCACACUCAGUGUGUAUCAAUACAGUAAAAAACUUGAAAAUAAGAAAAACAACACUUUGUUUGUAACAUUUCAAUUAUCCUAUGACCCCCCUGCUAAAUGGAGACUAGCUGCGUGACCCAAAUCUGCCGUUGCAGCAUUUGAUUUGCAUAGAGGUUUAGUUGUUCCCUAAGUUGAUCAAAAUCAGGGGAUGGAAGUGUCCAAGAAAACAAACAAAACUAUCAUAAAAAACAUGUUUUAAUUUCUAAUGGUGAGGGAGUUGUAUAGGACUUUCUAAAAAAAAGAAAGUGUGUGUGUGUGUGUGUGUGUGUGUAUGUGGGGAGGGGGGAGGGGUUCACAUGUGGGCACACAGUUGUCUGUUCAUCGAAGCUGACUUACAAUCACAAUCCAUACCUACCAUGAAGGAACCUGACUCGAGUUGUGUUGUCGCCAUAAAAAUGAAGAGUUUGUACUUUGUGACUCUUAAACUUUUUAUAUUUGUGUUUAAUAUAUCAAUGAGUACCUCUGUUGACUUUUGUAUAAGACCUAUAGUAUAUACAAACACACGUACACACACAACACACCUCCACAAAAGGGACUCCAGUCUGUCUCUGUGACGGCUAAAUGUUGUAUAACUUUUAUUUUGUGUCUUAUGAACAACAUCUCUUCCUUUUGUAGUUAUUGGUAAACGUUUCGAUUUCCAGGUGACUUUGAUUUGGUUACUCUUGUACUACUAAGCUCUGUAUUUGCAAGCACUGUAAAUGCGAUUCUCAUUGGAUUCGUCCUCUGUACAUUUAGUACUCUGAUGUUGCUAUUAAUAAAAUGUAAAA